GGUUCACCAGGGUCUGGGCUCAUCCAGAAGGACCAGGGAGCACAGGUCCCCAUGUUCUCCUUUUCCUUGACCCCACAGGCUCCUCUUGAUUUCCAUCAUUCAGAGGUCCCAGGUGCCUGUGCAAUGGCAGCAGCCAGGUUCCUGUCACCAUCAGCAGGACCCCAGGUGAGCUGUCCUCAAAGGCCUGUGCAGCCACUCAUGUCCCUGAGGACCCACUCCCAGGGCACCAAUGUACGCUGCCUUCCCUGAACUCUGUGGCCCCUCCCGCUUCUGUCACCUCCCCCCACGCAGUUUCCCCUUCUGUCCCAGGGCGUCCCCCACUGCUGUGUCCUGGGGUGUCUCCCUGGAAACCUGUGUUGCUUGCAUCCACUCAGUCCUGUUAUGGAGACUUGUCCGACCAGCAACAGCCCUGUCGUUCCAGGCGAAGGUGACCUUCGAGGAUGUGGCCGUGCUCCUCUCCCAGGAGGAGUGGGACCGCCUAGGCCCUGCUCAGCGGGGCCUCUACCGGCACGUGAUGAUGGAGACCUAUGGGAACGUGGUCUCACUGGGACUUCCAGGAUCCAAGCCUAAUGUGAUCUCCCAGCUGGAGCGAGGGGAAGAGCCGUGGGUACCGGAUGAGCAGGGGCCUGAGCAGAGCAGGGAUCUGGGCAGCAGCAGCUCAGAAUGUGAAAACAAAGGAGAGCCCCCAAGCAGAGAUUUGAGUCUGGUACCAUUUGCUGCAGAGGAGACACCGAUGGUUGUGGGGAAAACACAACUGGAGUGGAUCGAUGAAGAGAGCUGUGAACACAGCCAGAGCCACAGUUCAAGGCCAGGCCCUGGAGUUAAGGGGCUGGGCCAGAGCGAACCCAUCACACCCCGUCAGGCCACAUCUGCCGGGGAGAGGCCUUACAAGUGCGUGGAGUGUGGGAAGUGCUUUGGUCGGAGCUCCCACCUCCUCCAGCAUCAGAGAACCCACACUGGAGAGAAGCCCUACGUGUGUGGAGUGUGUGGGAAGGCCUUCAGCCAAAGCUCAGUGCUGAGCAAACACAGGCGGAUCCACACGGGGGAGAAACCCUAUGAGUGUAAUGAGUGUGGGAAGGCCUUUCGCGUGAGCUCAGAUCUUGCUCAGCAUCACAAAAUCCACACGGGAGAGAAGCCCCACGAGUGUGUGGAGUGUGGGAAGGCCUUCACCCAGCUCUCCCACCUCAUCCAGCACCAGCGCAUUCACACGGGGGAACGGCCCUACGUGUGCCCACUGUGUGGAAAGGCUUUCAACCACAGCACUGUCCUGCGGAGCCACCAGCGGGUACACACCGGGGAGAAGCCACACGAGUGCAGCCAGUGUGGCCGGGCCUUCAGUGUGAAGAGGACGCUGCUGCAGCACCAGAGGGCGCACACUGGGGAGAAGCCCUACACCUGCAGCCAGUGUGGCCGGGCCUUCAGCGACCGCUCAGUGCUCAUCCAGCACCACAAUGUGCACAGUGGUGAGAAACCCUAUGAAUGUGGGGCCUGCGGGAAGGCCUUCAGCCACCGCUCCACCUUGAUGAACCACGAGCGCAUCCACACAGAGGAGAAGCCCUAUGGCUGCUACGCUUGCGGGAAGGCCUUCGUGCAGCACUCACACUUGAUCCAGCACCAGCGCGUUCACACAGGGGAGAAGCCCUACGUGUGUGCUGAAUGUGGGCACGCCUUCAGCGCCCGCAGGUCUCUGGUACAGCAUGAGAGGAUCCACACUGGCGAGAGGCCCUUCAGGUGCUCGCAGUGUGGUAAGGCUUUCAGUCUCAAGGCAACCCUGAUUGUGCACUUGCGGACCCACACCGGCGAGCGGCCCUACGAGUGCAGCCGCUGUGGCAAGGCUUUCAGCCAGUACUCAGUGCUUAUCCAGCACCAGCGCAUCCACACUGGCGAGCGGCCCUACGAGUGCGGGGAGUGUGGGCGUGCCUUCAACCAGCAUGGACACCUCAUCCAGCACCAGAAGGUACACCGAAAGGUGUGACCUCAGCUGCCACUGGGUCCAUGUGCAGUUCACAGCAGGCCAGGAAGGGGCCAGCCAGAAGCAGCUUCUGUGGCCUCCACAAGAUGCAAUUGGGAACCCAGUGGACAGCAGCUAUGCAGAGAAGCACUAAGCAUGUUCUGUAGAAAAGCUUCAGAGGAUGCCUGUUUUGGAUUUGAAUAUGCUAUAGCAAAGUCAUAUUGGUGAGAAAUCACAACUUUGGUGUAGACGGCCAGAGUUCAUUCCUUAACAUCAGUUCACUUACAGUAGUGAAAGAAAAGCAUAAGGACUUACAUAACAAAACUCUUAAAUUGCAAAUAGAGGGUUUUUCCCCUUAGAACAUCACAUGCCUUUUCUAUAUAGUUACUCCCGUUAUUUCGUUUAAAAUUAGUGUUGGAUUAUUUUCAGUAUUCUCUUAAAACAUUAAAGUGCUGUAUAUAAAACUACCUGAAAAAAAUGCCAUCAAGCAUCAUGUAAUAUGUUUGUGACUCCUAACUGUGGGAAUUACCUGUUUUUGUAUGAAAAAAGGGAGAACUCCAAAGAUAAAUGAGAAACGAAUUUAGAAACUUUAUCUGGUGCUUUAAGUUUAUUCAGGAUCAGAGUGGAUGUCCUAACUUAAGUGACGAGUUUUUCUUCAAAACUUGCCCUGAUGGCCUGUGGGCUCUGUGCCAGAGGCCCUGUCGCUGUCAUACUGAGUGGGUGCUUCAACUUGCGGUUACUUCAGAGUUACCAAAAGACAGUUCUUUGGCAUAUAUCUUUUUUAGACAAUUCUUCAGCUAUUUUAUUAUUUUUUAUUUCUAUAUUUAAGGGUUUGUUGCAUUUUGUUUUUACUCCUGGUUACAAAGGAAUCUGGUAUUGUCAUACUGUGAUGAAUCUGGUUUAUUCAUAGCUUAAAUUUAACCUUCUCAAAAAUUACUAGAUCUGAUGUAAGGACAGAGUCCUUGUAACUGAGUUUGUAUCAGAGCCAUUUCUAGUAGCAAAUACAAGCUCCCGGCUGCUUCAGAUUAUCCUAAACAUGCUAAUUAUCUGAUGAGGAGUUUUUUUGUGUUUUUGUUUUUCCGAAACUAUCAGCUGCUCUGGAAAGACCAAGCACUAAGGUGUUGCGCCUUAGCCCACACCAGUACGCUGUGAGCAGACAUGGGGCAGAGGCUCUUGGCUGACAUGGUACUUGAGAGGCCACUAACAUCUUGAUGCAGGAAAAUCCCAAUGGCGGGUGUCACCAGGCGUUGGGUAUCACUUGAGGUGGUCAGCUGAUGCUGCUGCAGAGUGGGUGAUGGCACCUAUUAGGUGACUUCACUAGGGUGUUGCUCUAUGGAACCCAUUUCACAUGUGUUGCUUCAAAAAUGACGCAGCUCUCACAUCAUGUUUUGGAGCGGCUGGGACUGCCACUGGUUGAAGAGGCUGGAACCCAAGGUGAUGCCAGUGUUACUUCAGAGGAGCUGAAGUCACAGAACUAACAUGAUGAAACCUGGCAGUGAGGUGUUGCCUCAAGUUCCCCAGCGUCAGAAGCUGCCAGCCCUCCUGGACCAAGGUGCACAGCUCAUCUGAUUGGCUGCUGCUGCUGUGCACACAUCACCACUGAGGGCAAUGUCCAGCCACAUGGGCGAGUCGUGCAGAGUGGAGGGUAAGCGAGUUUACUUACACUCGCCUUGCAGGAUACAUGCUGGGAAAGGCUUUCUGAGUUCAUCAUUAUGCAGAUGGUGAGUUCACCAAAUAACCUGAGAUACUGGAAGAAAUCUUUCCAAGGCAUAGGUUCAUGCCUCCUCAGUGAGGCAUAUUUAACAUUACUCUGCCUUUUCUUGCUACCAGCCUGUUGUUUGACCCUUUGUGAGCUUACAGAUGGUGGGAAGUGAGCUGUCACCCUUACCUGGGGAGGGGCCCAGGCUCUGUGUUGUUGCCACUCACCUGCUGGAACUAAUGAGACACACUGCCUCUUUCAGAAGUGGCACUGAGAUAAACUUUUCGGCCAUCUUUCUGCCUCUGACUUGGCAAGACUCCAUGCUAAUGGGUAGGUGUUUGUUUUAAUUCGGAAGUCUGCAUAUCCUAAAUAAAACUUAUAUUUCUCCUUACCACUGCGAGAAAUUUGACAGUUCUCUAAAUUUUAUGUGGAAAACCUUUUAGUCCACCUGCAGUUUUAUUUGUGUAUAAUGUGUAAUUAAACAUUUUCUCAAUAAAAAGAAAAUAUUGUGGAUGAAGGGAGAUCAUUGCAAAUGAUC
Molecule: messenger RNA, 4188 nt
Organism: Condylura cristata (star-nosed mole)
Lineage: Eukaryota; Metazoa; Chordata; Mammalia; Eulipotyphla; Talpidae
Product: zinc finger protein 250-like
Exons: 3
Coding region: 230-1975 (581 amino acids)
Biological process (GO): central nervous system development; negative regulation of transcription by RNA polymerase II
Cellular component (GO): nucleus
Molecular function (GO): DNA-binding transcription repressor activity, RNA polymerase II-specific; RNA polymerase II cis-regulatory region sequence-specific DNA binding
Source: RefSeq, a predicted model, not a curated record